ACUGCUAGAGGACACUUUUCUGUUCUGUUUAAUAGUGAAUUUGGUCUGGAGCGAACGCGAGUUUGGUCUGGUAUUUCAUGUUGCUUUCACACUGAAAACUGAAGGUCCUUUCGAGUGUUUGUUUUUGUUGUUUUUUUUCUCAUCAAUUUGAAAAAAGCCUCCGCGAGUCAGACUUUGGCAUGCAUAUGUCUUGUAUGUGAAGAUAAACGACAUGGAAUUAUUUAUUUCGAGUGUUUUGCUUCUUUAACACCACUUUUGAAUUCUUCGUAUUGUAAGCAUAUUUUGUAUUUAUUACUUUUUGUGUUCCAAGCUACAAUGAAAGCGUUUAGCUUUUUACUGAAGUGGACGUUUAUCCUGCUGCUGAGUCUCUCCUUAUGUGUUGGUGAAGAAAGCCCAACUUCAUCAAACAUUGUGAAUCCUUGUUGCUAUUACCCUUGUCAAAACCGAGGGAUUUGUGUUCGAUAUGGUCUGGACAGAUAUGAAUGUGACUGCACCAGAACAGGCUUCUAUGGAGAAAAUUGCACUAUACCCGAGUUCUGGACUCGAGUCUAUCGACUCCUGAAGCCCAGUCCUAAUAUUGUCCACUAUAUCCUCACCCACUUUGACUGGCUAUGGGACAUCAUCAACAGGACAUUCCUCAGGGAUUGGCUCAUGCACAAAGUGUUCACAGUAAGAGCCAGCUUAAUCCCAAGUCCCCCGACGUACAAUUCCAGAUAUGACUACUUGAACUGGGAAGCGUAUUCCAACAUCACCUACUACACAAGAAUUCUUCCCCCAGUCCCUCAGGACUGCCCCUUGCCAAUGGGAACCAAAGGGAAAAUGAAGCUUCCAGACCCCAAGCUUCUGGCAGAGAAGUUCCUGUUAAGGCGGAAUUUCAGACCGGAUCCUCAGGGAACAAAUUUAAUGUUCGCAUUUUUCGCUCAGCACUUCACGCACCAGUUUUUUAAGACUCACAACCAUGUAGGACUUGGGUUCACAAAAGGUCUGGCUCAUGGGGUGGAUGCUGGACACAUUUAUGGAGAUACUCUUGAUCGCCAGCUAGACCUCAGACUGCACGAAGACGGGAAGUUGAAGUACCAGGUGGUCAAUGGUGAGAUGUAUCCCCCCACAGUGCUAGAUGCACCGAUCAAAAUGAGCUACCCGCCGUCUGUCCCGCCGGAGCAGCAGCUGGCCAUUGGACAAGAAGUGUUUGGCCUGCUGCCGGGUCUCAGUAUGUACGCCACCUUGUGGCUGCGUGAGCACAACCGUGUGUGUGAUAUCCUGAAACAAGAACAUCCAACCUGGGGGGAUGAGCAGCUGUUUCAGACCACCAGGCUCAUUAUUAUAGGUGAGACCAUUCAUAUUGUGAUCGAGGACUAUGUGCAGCAUCUGAGUGGUUACCGGCUGAAGCUCCACUUUGAUCCCACGCUGCUGUUCACCUCACAGUUCCAGUACCAGAACCGCAUUGCUGUGGAGUUUAAUCAGCUUUACCACUGGCACCCGCUCAUGCCUGACAGCUUCCAAAUCGAUGGAGAAGACAUUCACUACCCUCAGUUCAUUUUCAACACCUCUAUUCUCACCCACUAUGGGGUGGAGAAACUGGUUGAGGCCUUCUCAACCCAACCCGCGGGACAGAUUGGAGGUGGUCAUAAUAUUCACCCAGUGGUGCUCAGAGUUGCUGAGGGGGUCAUCACUGAAUCAAGGGAGCUUCGACUUCGGCCCUUUAAUGAAUAUCGCAAGAGAUUCAAUCUGAAACCCUACACGUCAUUCUCAGAAUUGACAGGAGAAGAAGAGAUGGCUAAAGAACUAGAGGAACUGUAUGGUGAUAUUGAUGCUCUGGAGUUCUACCCAGCUCUUUUGCUAGAGAAGACACGAUCUGGUGCAAUAUUUGGUGAAAGCAUGGUGGAAAUGGGGGCCCCAUUUUCCCUAAAAGGCCUCAUGGGAAAUCCUAUUUGCUCCCCUGAAUACUGGAAGCCCAGUACAUUUGGGGGGAAGACAGGUUUUGAUAUAGUAAACUCUGCUACUUUGAAGAAACUGGUUUGCCUCAAUACAAAAUGGUGUCCGUAUGUGUCUUUCCAUACUCCUCCACCAGAAUAUAAAAAACAGAGGACAUCUCACGGUGAACUUUAGCAUACUGUACUUCUGAAAUCUGUUUUAAAUCACUGAUCAAAAAUGUGGCUUCUAAUUACAGUUGUAAAUGACAUUGAAUUAUCUUGUGAAUCAGUAUUAGUAUCAGUAUCAUCUUGUAAACUGAAUUAGUAAUGACAAUUAUUAGAGUUGUUAUUUGUUACAAGGUGACUGAAGAAUUAAUUUUCAUAGCAUUAUAAUAUCAACAUGUUUUGCAUUAUGAAAGAAUGUUUAUUACAACAUACAUGAGCAUUUUAUGGAUUUAACUGACCCUUUGCUAAUCCCUGCCAUAAAAACAUUUUUUAAGCGACUGUUGCCAUCUGCAAGCUUUUGUUCUUUUAUAAUACAAUCCCAAAAUAUAUUCCAACCUGCUUUAAGAGCAUGUUUUACUGAAAAUCAUGCUGUUUAUGGUAAUCUCAUAACUAAAGGGGGUGGAGCUUAACAAAGGAUCAGUUAGAGAAUUAACUAAAAGUUUGGUGAUUUCUUGCUCCAUACUGAAGAAUCAAUAUUCUUGACAAUUCACUUUAGACAGUGAAUAUGGGCAUUUGUUGCCUUACUUGUUACUUGGCCUACUUGAUCUAAGCCUUAAAAAUGGUGUAACCUUAAAUCAACAGGUAGAUUCAGUUUUUUACACAAACAUUUUUUUACUUUGUUUACUGGCACUCAUAUUGCCAAACAACCCUCCAUUUUUCAAACCGCUUGUCCUAUGUAGAGUCGUUUUAGUCUAUCCCAUUGAGUGGACAGAUGACCUGUCCAUCACAGGCCAAAUAAACGUUUAGCUUUAAUUCAUUGUCAAAAAAAUAAAAAAAAAACAAAAUUUAAAAAAAAAGUAAAAAAAUAAAUAAAUAAAAAUAAAAAAAU
This is a messenger RNA of Cyprinus carpio (common carp), 2967 nucleotides long. RefSeq names its product prostaglandin-endoperoxide synthase 1 (gene ptgs1). The record is from RefSeq and is a predicted model, not a curated record. Gene Ontology annotation, molecular function: prostaglandin-endoperoxide synthase activity; heme binding; oxidoreductase activity, acting on single donors with incorporation of molecular oxygen, incorporation of two atoms of oxygen. Gene Ontology annotation, cellular component: cytoplasm; neuron projection. Lineage: Eukaryota; Metazoa; Chordata; Actinopteri; Cypriniformes; Cyprinidae. Gene Ontology annotation, biological process: cyclooxygenase pathway; response to oxidative stress.